GGCCACGCGCCGCUCCCCUCCUGGUGCUGCCUGCCGCCCUCCUCGGCCUUCUUGUGGCCCCCAUCGCCCCCAUCCCUGAAGCCUCCGCGCGGUCGUCUCUGCUAAGUCAUUAAGUAACUGCGAAGGAGGCCGCAACAUGUCUGACAAACUGCCCUACAAAGUCGCUGACAUCAGCCUGGCUGCCUGGGGACGCAAGGCCCUGGACAUAGCAGAGAAUGAGAUGCCUGGCCUGAUGAAACUUCGAGAGAUGUACUCAGCCUCCAAGCCCCUGAAGGGUGCCCGGAUUGCUGGCUGCCUCCACAUGACCGUGGAAACAGCUGUUCUUAUUGAGACCCUGGUGGCCCUGGGAGCCGAGGUACAGUGGUCCAGUUGCAACAUUUUCUCCACCCAGGACCACGCAGCAGCUGCCAUUGCCAAAACUGGAAUUCCUGUGUAUGCUUGGAAGGGGGAGACUGAUGAGGAAUACCUCUGGUGCAUCGAGCAGACCCUCUAUUUCAAGGAUGGGCAGCCCCUCAACAUGAUCCUGGAUGAUGGUGGGGACCUCACCAACCUUAUUCAUACCAAAUACCCUGAGCUCCUAAAGGGCAUUAGAGGCAUCUCAGAGGAAACCACCACAGGCGUCCACAAUCUGUACAAGAUGAAGGUCAAUGGAGUCCUGAAAGUGCCAGCCAUCAAUGUGAAUGAUUCUGUUACUAAGAGCAAAUUUGACAACUUGUAUGGCUGCCGUGAGUCCCUCAUCGAUGGCAUCAAACGAGCCACAGAUGUGAUGAUUGCAGGCAAGGUGGCUGUGGUGGCAGGCUAUGGUGAUGUGGGCAAGGGCUGUGCUCAGGCUCUUCGGGGCUUUGGUGCCCGGGUCAUCAUCACCGAGAUAGACCCUAUCAAUGCACUGCAGGCCUCUAUGGAGGGUUACGAGGUGACCACCAUGGAUGAGGCCUGCAAAGAGGGAAACAUCUUUGUCACCACCACGGGAUGCAUAGACAUCAUCUUGGGCAGGCACUUUGAGCAGAUGAAGGACGACGCCAUAGUGUGUAACAUAGGCCACUUUGAUGUGGAAAUAGAUGUCCAGUGGCUGAAUCAGAAUUCUGUGGAGAAAGUGAACGUGAAGCCUCAGGUGGACCGCUAUAAGCUGAAGAAUGGGCGACGGAUCAUCCUGCUGGCAGAAGGCCGUCUGGUCAACCUGGGCUGUGCUAUGGGCCAUCCCAGCUUUGUCAUGAGCAAUUCCUUCAGCAACCAGGUGUUGGCCCAGAUUGAGCUGUGGACCCAUCCGGACAAGUACCCUGUGGGAGUACACUUCCUCCCCAAGAAGCUGGAUGAAGCUGUGGCUGAGGCCCACCUUGGCAAACUGAAUGUGAAGCUAACAAAGCUGACAGAAAAACAGUCCAAGUACCUGGGCCUCUCCACAGAGGGCCCCUUCAAACCUGACCACUACCGGUACUGAGUCCUGCCCAGCUCAAAGACUCCCAGUGACCAACCACAUUUUCUGGCCUUUCCAGCCCCUCCUGCACAGAGUAAUAAAGGGCAUCUCUGCUGUGUCAUCCCCGUA
This is a messenger RNA of Vombatus ursinus (common wombat), 1543 nucleotides long. RefSeq names its product adenosylhomocysteinase (gene AHCY). Gene Ontology annotation, biological process: L-methionine cycle. The transcript has 10 exons. Gene Ontology annotation, cellular component: cytosol. NCBI's taxonomy places the organism in Eukaryota, Metazoa, Chordata, Mammalia, Diprotodontia, Vombatidae. The record is from RefSeq and is a predicted model, not a curated record. Gene Ontology annotation, molecular function: adenosylhomocysteinase activity. Bases 137 to 1438 code for a protein of 433 amino acids.